CUUACAUGUAGAUAACGCACCGUCUCCGGCGGCACCUAACCGCCAGCAACACAUUUAACGACACGCGUCACGUGAAAAUAUAAUUAUAUAUAUCUCUCCAAUGUCGCCGGUUGCGUUCGCAAAAAUUAAUUAGCGUGGUCUCCACAUUUUUUUAAAGUUAACUCCAUCUUAUACCUUCGAAUGUGCCUAAAGAGUUACAGCAAUGAAAAAACUACAUUACAUGCUUAUUUGUAUAAACAUAGUGCAUGGAAAACUUUCUCACGACGCCAAGAAGGAAUUCUGUGAAAAUUUGAAAUGUGAUGAGAAUGAAGACGCUCCAGUGUGCGGCAUGAGGUAUGAAGAAAACGGAAUAAGACUCAGGCUGUUCGAUAAUGAAUGUCAACUGAUGAAGUUUGGGUGCAAAGUUGAUAAAAAUCAGAAUAUUUACUAA
This is a messenger RNA of Spodoptera littoralis (African cotton leafworm), 430 nucleotides long. The record is from the annotation of a GenBank genome assembly. NCBI's taxonomy places the organism in Eukaryota, Metazoa, Arthropoda, Insecta, Lepidoptera, Noctuidae.